Messenger RNA from Raphanus sativus (radish), 1293 nucleotides. RefSeq names its product 26S proteasome regulatory subunit 4 homolog A. Gene Ontology annotation, cellular component: proteasome regulatory particle, base subcomplex. The transcript has 6 exons. Lineage: Eukaryota; Viridiplantae; Streptophyta; Magnoliopsida; Brassicales; Brassicaceae. Gene Ontology annotation, molecular function: ATP hydrolysis activity; ATP binding; proteasome-activating activity. Gene Ontology annotation, biological process: proteasome-mediated ubiquitin-dependent protein catabolic process. The annotation marks the transcript as partial. The record is from RefSeq and is a predicted model, not a curated record.
ACAAUCUUGGCCAAAAUAAAGUUACCGACGGUGACUCCAUCGACGAAAUGCAAGCUGAGGCUGCUGAAGAUGGAGCGGAUCAAGGACUACCUGCUGAUGGAGGAGGAGUUCGUGGCGAACCAGGAGAGGCUGAAGCCUCAGGAGGAGAAGGCGGAGGAGGAUAGAUCCAAGGUGGAUGACCUGAGAGGGACGCCGAUGAGCGUUGGGAACUUGGAGGAGCUGAUCGAUGAGAAUCACGCGAUCGUUUCGUCUUCUGUUGGGCCUGAGUAUUACGUUGGGAUCAUGUCGUUUGUUGAUAAGGAUCAGCUCGAGCCUGGGUGCUCGAUCUUGAUGCAUAAUAAGGUUCUCUCUGUUGUUGGGAUUUUGCAAGACGAAGUGGAUCCGAUGGUGUCUGUGAUGAAAGUUGAGAAGGCUCCUUUGGAGUCGUAUGCUGAUAUUGGUGGUUUAGAGGCUCAGAUUCAGGAGAUUAAGGAAGCUGUUGAGUUGCCUUUAACUCAUCCUGAGCUGUAUGAGGACAUUGGUAUUAAGCCGCCCAAGGGUGUGAUUUUGUAUGGUGAGCCUGGAACUGGGAAGACACUCCUUGCUAAGGCGGUGGCUAACUCUACAUCAGCUACUUUCUUGAGAGUUGUUGGUAGCGAACUGAUUCAGAAGUAUUUGGGAGAUGGUCCCAAGCUUGUGAGGGAGCUUUUCAGAGUUGCUGAUGACCUUUCACCGUCAAUCGUCUUCAUAGACGAGAUCGAUGCGGUUGGUACCAAACGGUAUGAUGCUAACUCAGGAGGUGAGCGUGAGAUCCAAAGAACUAUGUUGGAACUUCUGAACCAGCUUGAUGGAUUUGAUUCAAGAGGAGACGUUAAGGUCAUCCUUGCAACAAACAGAAUCGAGAGUCUUGACCCGGCACUUCUUAGACCUGGACGUAUUGAUAGAAAGAUCGAGUUCCCACUUCCAGAUAUCAAAACCAGAAGACGCAUCUUCCAGAUACACACAUCAAAGAUGACACUAUCGGAAGAUGUAAACUUGGAAGAGUUUGUGAUGACGAAAGACGAGUUCUCAGGAGCUGAUAUAAAGGCUAUUUGCACUGAGGCUGGUCUACUUGCUCUCAGGGAGCGCCGUAUGAAGGUGACGCAUCCGGAUUUCAAGAAAGCAAAGGAAAAGGUUAUGUUCAAGAAGAAAGAAGGCGUCCCUGAAGGCCUUUACAUGUAAAACCAUCAUCACAUACAUUUGCUUCUGCGUCUGGUCGUAUAAACUGUUGCCAUCUGAUAUUCUUCGAAAUAACAAUUCCUCAUUUUGCAUUUA